CCGAGCUGUCAGAAGUCUUUGGAGGAAAAGAUUGAUGAUUUCUCUCUUCUUUUCGCGUUGGGUGGACCCGGGGCGCUCUAAAGAGGGCAAAGAAAGGGGAGAGGGAGGGAGAGAAAAAAAAAUCUUGGGAAAUGACAUUUUAAUUUUAUUUAUUUAUUUUGUAAACUCUGGAAGUGGCGCUGCUUGUGGGAGAAGGAAGAGAUGCGAUUUCAAAGAUAUCCGUGACCUUAAAACGCGUUUGGCCUUUGAGGAGAGUGCAAAGCGUCCAUUAAGCCUGGCUUGGGAAGGAGGAGGAUUAAGCUGCUCUUUAAAAGCCCCGCCUGCCAUUGGCCGCGGCCGCACACGUGACGGGGAAUUGGCUGCGAUUUCCAGCCCCGAGUUUAGCGGAGCAGGGUCCCCUCCGCCCGUAUGAUCGGCAAAAUAACAAUUAUAAAAGGCCCGAGCACCGUCAUCAUCCCUCCAUCAAAAACCCGGGCCCGCGGAUUCCUCUCCCUCUCCCCCUCCUCUUCCUCCUCCUCCCUCUCCCCCGCCUCCCUCCCGCUUUUUAAACCCCGGGCCCUGGAAAAGCCAUGAAUUUUGAAUUUGAGAGGGAGAUCGGGUUUAUAAAUAGCCAGCCUUCGCUCGCCGAGUGCCUGACGUCUCUGCCCGCUGUCCUGGAGACGUUUCAAACUUCAUCAAUCAAGGACUCGACGUUAAUUCCUCCUCCCUUCGAGCACAGCGUCCUGCAGAGCCUGAGCCCCUGCUCCGGCAGCCGGGAGAGACCGAGGAGCCAAAAUCGAGCACCCCAUGGGCCGCUGCAGCCGCAGCCCUCGGCCGCGGAGUUCCCCUGGAUGAAGGAGAAGAAAUCGUCCAAAAAAUCCGCCCAGGUUCCGUCCUCUUCGUCCCCACCCUCAUCAUCCUCCUCGCUGCCGCUGCCCUCCGCAGGAUCUCCCGCAGCCGCGCCGGGGCUGGCGGAGGGCUGCGGCUCCCGCAGGCUCCGCACCGCCUACACCAACACGCAGCUGCUGGAGCUGGAGAAGGAAUUCCACUUCAACAAAUACCUGUGCAGGCCCCGGCGAGUGGAGAUCGCGGCGCUGCUGGACCUCACCGAGCGCCAGGUGAAGGUUUGGUUCCAGAACCGCCGCAUGAAGCACAAGAGGCAGAGCCAGCACAAGGAACCCGCGGACGGGGAGCUGCCCACGGCCGGCCCGGAGGAGAGCAGCGAGCCCGAGGGCAGCCCGGCCUUGGGGACCGAGCUCCGGGGCCCCGGAGCGGCGCCGGGGGAGGGAUGCGCGUCCCCGGAGCUGGGGCUGUUCGAGGCCGAGCCGUGCCUGGAGUUUCCCCAGGGGUUUUCCCCGGCUCUUCCCGGCUCCAUGGAGAGCCCCCUGCGCUUCUCCGAGGAGGAGCUGGAGCUCUUCAGCAGCGCGCUCUGUACCAUGGACCUGCAGCACCUGGGAGUGCAGUAGCGGGGGCUGCUGGCUGCCGGCAUCCCCGAAAAUCGGCCCCGAAGGAAGGGGGAACCCCCAAAAUCUGUCCUAAAACAAGGGGGAACCCCAAAAAAACUGUCCUAAAACAAGGGGGAACCCCCAAAAUCGGCCCUGAAAGAAGGGGGAACCCAAAAAAUCUGUGCUAAAACAAGGGGGAACCCCACAAAAUCUGCCCUGAAAGAAGGGGGAACCCCCAAAAUCUGUGCUAAAACAAGGGGGAACCCCACAAAAAUCUGUCCUAAAACAAGGGGGAACCCAAAAAAUCGGCCCUGAAAGAAGGGAGAACCCCCAAAGUCUGUGCUAAAACAAGGGGGGACCCCAAAAAAUCUGUGCUAAAACAAGGGGGAACCCCAAAAAGUCUGUGCUAAAACAAGGGGGAACCCCACAAAAUCGGCCCUGAAACAAAGGGAAACCCCCAAAAUCGGCCCCGAAAGAAGGGGGAACCCCACAAAAUCUGUCCUAAAACAAGGGGGAACCCCCCAAAAUCGGCCCUGAAACAAAGGGAAACCCCCAAAAUCGGCCCCGAAAGAAGGGGGACCCCACAAAAGCGGCCCUGAAACAAGGGGGAACCCCACAAAAUCUGUCCUAAAACAAGGGGGAACCCCACAAAAUCGGCCCUGAAACAAAGGGGGAACCCUCCCCCAAAAGCAGCCCUAAAAGAAGGGAACCUACUCCAAAAUCUGCCCUGAAAGAAGGGGAACCCCCCCAAAUCUGCCCUAAAAGAAGGGAAUCUACCCCAAAAUCUGCCCUGAAAGGCGGGAAAUACCCCCUCCCAUCCCACCCAGAGAUUUGGGGCUGCCAACCCCAGCCCAGCCACUGCCAGCACCCCAAAAUCUGUGCUCAGAGAAGGAGAAACUCCCCCAAAUUUGCCCAAAAAAAAAGGAGGAACCCCCCAAAAUCUGCCCUAAAAGAAGCGGGAACCCCCUAAAAUCUGCCCUAAAAGAAAGGGGAACCCCCUAAAAUCUGCCCUAAAAGAAGCGGGAACCCCCCAAAAUCUGCCCCAAAAGAAGAGGGA
Molecule: messenger RNA, 2481 nt
Organism: Prinia subflava (tawny-flanked prinia)
Lineage: Eukaryota; Metazoa; Chordata; Aves; Passeriformes; Cisticolidae
Gene: HOXB2
Product: homeobox B2
Exons: 3
Coding region: 570-1445 (291 amino acids)
Biological process (GO): regulation of transcription by RNA polymerase II
Cellular component (GO): nucleus
Molecular function (GO): DNA-binding transcription factor activity, RNA polymerase II-specific; RNA polymerase II cis-regulatory region sequence-specific DNA binding
Source: RefSeq, a predicted model, not a curated record